Sardina pilchardus (European sardine) is the source of this 1500-nucleotide messenger RNA. Its product is annotated as GTPase IMAP family member 4-like. The transcript has 3 exons. NCBI's taxonomy places the organism in Eukaryota, Metazoa, Chordata, Actinopteri, Clupeiformes, Clupeidae. The annotation marks the transcript as partial. Gene Ontology annotation, molecular function: GTP binding; protein binding. The record is from RefSeq and is a predicted model, not a curated record.
AUGGAAAUACCUGCGCCAGAGAAUCUCUGUGUGGACCUGCAGACAACACCGGCCUCUGUGAGGUGGACAAAGCCAGCUGGAGUGGACAAUGUGUCUUACCUUCUGGACCUGCUCAGAGACGGGGAAUGUCUGAACACAGUUCACACAGACAGUGUUGAGUUCCUCCUGACUGGCCUGCAGCUGGACACAGAGUACGCCGUUAGUGUGUCCACUAUACUGGAUGGUCGUGAUGGCCUGAGAGAGCGCUCAGAUGGUCUCCGAAUAGUGCUGCUGGGGAAGACUGGAGUUGGGAAGAGCUCGACAGGAAACACCAUCUUAGGGGGAGAAGCGUUUGAGGCAAAAGCAUCUGCUGAAUCAGUUACUAGCACGUGUCAGAGACAUUCAGCUGAAGUCUGUGGAAGGCAGAUUACAGUGAUUGACACUCCAGGGUUGUUUGAUACUGAUCUUGAUAAUGAGGACAUCCAGAAAGAAAUCACAAACUGCAUCUCACUGGUGCUGCCAGGCCCACAUGUGUUCCUCUUGUUGUUACAAGUGGGACGAUUUACUGCAGAAGAGAGACAAGCAGUAGACAUCAUUCAAAGCACGUUUGGUGAAAACUCCAUUAAGUACACUAUAGUGCUCUUCACCAGAGGAGAUGAUCUAAAGAAUACACCCGUAGAAGAGUUCCUGGGAAAGCCUGGAUCUUCUCUUAUGAUCCUUACUGAACAAUGUGGUAAUAGAUACCAUGUGCUCAACAACGAGACCAAAGACCGUGCUCAGGUCUCUGCUCUCCUGGAUAAGAUCGACUACAUGGUGGCAGUGAAUGGAGGAGGUUAUUACACUAGUAGGAUGUUCCAGCAGGUGGAGAAGGCUCUCCAAGAAGAGAGAGAGAUGAAGAUGAAGGAGAGAGAGGAGGAACUGAUUAGAGAAAUGGAGGACAUGAGAAUGGAGAAAGAAGCUCUUCAGGCCAAAUAUAAAGACAAAAUGGAGAGAAUGAAGCAGAAAAUGGAACAGGAAAGAAAUAAUACAGAUGAAGAGAAAAGAAGAAGAGAAAAAGAGUUCAUGGAAAGAGAGCAGCGAUUUAAAACAGAAAUGAAAGAGAAAGAAGAGCAGAAGGAAAAGAUGCAAAUAGAAAGAGCAAGAGAACGAGAGGAAUGGGAGAAACAGAAUCAACAGGAACGGAAGAAAAGAGAUGAAGAAGAGAAGAGGAGAAAGGAAGAGGAGCAGAUUUGGAGUGAACGUUACGAGAAACUUAAACAAGACAUGGAGAGAAUACAGCAGGAGAGAGGAAAACUUGAGGGAGAGAAAAAAGACCUGGAGGUGAAUUAUAGAGCAGAGAUAGAGAGAAUUGAACAAGAAAGACAAGAAAGGGAGAGGAAGAUGAAAGACAGAGAGGAGGAGAUGAUUAGCGGAAUGGAUGACAUGAGAAAAGAGAAAGAAGAUCUUCAGGCCAAAUAUAAAGCAAACCUGGAGAGAAUGAAGCAGACAAUGGAACAAGAGAGAAACAGUGCAGAUGAAGAG